AUGAGUAAAGAAGAAUUAAUUUAUAAUGAAUUCAAUAAAUAUUCUAUAUAUAAUACAAAAAAUUAUAUAAGAGGACCAGAGAAUCAAACUGUAUUAUAUAAUACAAAUACUAUUAUGCAUUGUAGAAUAUACCAUCAUCAUCAUCAUUAUUAUAAUCAAACAAAAUUAAAAUUAUUUUAUAAAGAAUCUAUAAAUGUUCAAUGGAUUAUUGAUGGAUUUGGUGUAAAUAAUGAAAGUUUAAAAGCUGUACAUGGUGAUCGUUAUUCAAUGCCUGGACCAAUUGAAGAAGGAAAUUUUGAUUUAUUAAUUAAAAAUACUCAACUUGAAGAUGAAGCCAGUUUUAUUUGUCAAGCUAAUGUGAAAAUAUAUUCCACUUCAGGCAUUGAACCACAAUUGGAUACAAUCACUAGUAAACCAGCUUAUCUAACAAUUAUAUUUCCUCCUUCAGGUUUAACUUUAAUUCAUUUACAAGAUAGUCAGAUUGAAAAGAAUCAUCAAAUACCAAUCACUAUUAAUUCCAUGUAUAUACUACCUAAUACUCAUUACUCUAAUUAUAUAAAUGAUCAUAAUAUAAACCAUCAUGUAUAUACAACAAAAGAAUUAAAUCAAAUUAAUGAUAAAGAUCUUAGUCAUAUUGUUGCUGAUGAUCCUAAAACUGAAUUUUUUAUGGAUUACAAUAAAAAUUAUAUAGAUCAUAUUAAACAGUCAUCAGAUACACAAUAUACAUUACAGAAUAAACCAUUGAAAGAAAUGUUAGUUACUUAUGGUUCUUCAAGUAAUAUAUAUAAUAAAAGUCCUAAAAUAUGGAUAAUAGAAAAGAAAACAUUGAUUAUAUCUUGUCAUACAUCACCAUCAAAACCUGCUACUACAAUUCAAUGGCAUUUAGCUGGUUUAUUAUUGAUUAAGAAUUUAAAUAAAUCACAAUCAUUUUCUAAUCAUCAAAAUUCAUUUAUUGAUUAUACAAUCAAUGAAAAAAUUAUGAAUAUUUCAGACAAAUCAAUAUUUUUAAGUAAAACUAAUUCAAUAUUGUUCCCUAAUACAUCAGUAACAAGUUUAAUUGAUGAUGUACACAUGCAAGUAACUGAAAGUCAAUUGACUUUAACAGUUGAAAGAAAAUAUCAACAUUGGCAAUUGGAAUGUAGCGUUAGUAAUUCAGAAGAUUUUGUUCCAGCAAAAUUACCAACUGUCACAGUUACAAUUGAACCAAUGUACAUAGAAAAUGUUAAAAUACAAAUUAUUAACCAAACAGAACAAGCAAAUCUACGAGAAGGUCAAUUAGUCCAUUUUGAAUGUAUAGCAAAAACAAAUCCUUUAACACCAAUAUACAGUUGGACAAUUGGAAAUCCAAUUCCUUCUCUUCACUUGGAUACAUUGAAUUUAUUAACAGAUAGUCAAUUGGAGUCAAGUAAUAACAUUGAAGAUGAUAAACAUGAACAUCAUUUAAUCAAUAUUCAAAUGAAUGCAAGUAGAUUACAAUUAACAAUGAAUAGAGCUAUGCAUCAUAAACGUAUUCGAUGUUGGGUUGGUGUUGAAGCACCGGAAUUAUUAGAGAAAAUUACAAAUGCUUCUUUACAAGGUGUAUUAUUUAAUAAAGAUUCAACAUGUGAAUCAAAUUGUCGACAAUUAAGAAAUGUAUUAAGAAACAAAUUAAAAGAUCUAGUCUGGUCAAAGAGUGAAUAUCGUUUAGAAGUUACUUACGGUCCUGAAUUUUCAAGUCCUUCAAAUGAUAUAUUAUCCGGUGAAUUAGGUCAAACUAUUAAUUUAGAAUGUUCAGCUAAUUCAAAUCCUGAAGCUGAUGUCUCUUUAUAUUAUAUUGGACCAGAAGGACAAAUUCUUUUAGAAGAAGUAACUAAAUCGGAAUUAAAUCAAUAUCAACUACAUUAUAAUCGUCCAGUAAAUUUUAAAAAUCCAAAAUAUCUUAUUUGGAAUAGUGAAACAGAAUAUGCAGAAUUUAAUAUGAGUAUUAUGAAAGCAGCUAUUCAUUCAAUUGGUAGAAAGCUAUUAGGUUCACAAUUAAAACAAGUUUCAUAUAAAUUACAUUUAACAAAUCAUGAACAAUUUGGUUUUUAUGCAUGUAUUGCUCAAACAACCGGUUAUCCACCCAUAUAUCGUACAGUUUAUGUAGGACAAGCUGAAUCACCGAAAAUUUUAAAAACUGAUCAAUCGAUUUCUUUCGAUGGAACAUUUGCUGAAUUAUUUUGUACAAUCUAUAGUAUUCCUAGACCUACUGUACAUCAAAUUACAUGGUCAAUAAAUGGGAUCUCUAUCAAACCGGACAAAAGAUUAAAAAUUUAUCAAGAGAAAACACAUCGUGGUGUAACUAGUAUAUUAACAUUAAAUAAUUUACGUCCAAAUGAUUUUACUACAUAUAAUUGUACAGUAAUCAAUGAUUACGGAAGUGAUUGGAAAUUAAUUACAUUAUCAUCUAACAACAAAUGGCCAUUAACAUUUGCUGUUGUUAGUGGUAUUGCUGCAUUAUUGGGUAUUUUAUUUGUUACAAUUAUAUGCUGUUUCAUUAGAUAUACUCGAUUAAAACGUAGUAACUCAAAUGGUUAUUUCAAAUCUAAACAAGAACAUCAUUUACAAAAUAAUGAAGAGAAUAAACAAAAUAGGGACGGUGUAGAACUACAAUCAAUCCUAAAUCAUAAACUAAUCCAAUCUGGUCUGUCUAACUCAAACCCUGUUGAAAAUGUCUCUUUAACAAAUAAUGAGUGUUAUCCUAUUCAAAAUAUGUACAAAUCGAAUAUGGAUGAAACAGACAUUAGAAAGUGUACAAGUCAUGAUUUAAGUUCUAUCAAUUUGCAUACAAAUGAAAUUGAUUUAUCUACAAAUUUUAUAGAAGAAAAUUAUUUAAAUUAUAUUUCUUGUACAUAUCCACAAGAUACUACUUCAUUAUUGAAUAAUAUUCAUUCAAUCAAUGAUCAUGUAUCAACACAAUGUACCAAUAAAUUAUCGAUUAAUUAUAAUCAAUUACCAUAUUGUUCCAAUCAAUUAAUUGAUAAUCAAUUUAAUACAAUUAUCAGUAAUAUAUCACCAUCUCAUAAUACCUCUGAAUGUUUUAUAAAUGAUACUAUGCCUAAUUUUAAACAACCAGAUAUUACUUCAUUAAUCUAUACUAGUUCUUCUAAACCAUGGAUACAAAAUACAAAUGAAUUGAAAAAUACCAUAUCACCACCACCACCACCACCACCAGUACCACUAUCACCACAAUUAUCAUUCACUUCUUUAACAAAUAAUUCUUCAUCAUUAGCUCCUAUAUUUUUAAUGACAUCAGAUUUAAAUUAUUCAACAGAUAUUCAUCAAAAUCAUCUUACUAAUUCAAAUGCAUCAACAGUAAUUAUACCACCGGUUAUUUUACAUUCAACAAAUGAUCAAACUUUUAUGAAUAAUCCAUACAGUCCAAUGACAAUCAAUAAUGAUAAUAAUAAUAGUAAUAGUGCAAAUACCUCAAUUCUUUACAAUACUAUUAAUAGUAAUAAUCAUAAUAAUGUUAGGAAUCCUAUUCCAGAUAUUUCUAUUAUCCCUUUUCAUAUGAAUAAUUGUCAAACAGGAUAAUAAUAAUAAUAAUAAUAAU
Schistosoma margrebowiei is the source of this 3574-nucleotide messenger RNA. Lineage: Eukaryota; Metazoa; Platyhelminthes; Trematoda; Strigeidida; Schistosomatidae. The record is from the annotation of a GenBank genome assembly.